Molecule: messenger RNA, 369 nt
Organism: Asparagus officinalis (garden asparagus)
Lineage: Eukaryota; Viridiplantae; Streptophyta; Magnoliopsida; Asparagales; Asparagaceae
Product: dof zinc finger protein DOF3.6-like
Biological process (GO): regulation of DNA-templated transcription
Molecular function (GO): DNA-binding transcription factor activity; DNA binding
Source: RefSeq, a predicted model, not a curated record
ACAGAGAGGGCCCGGCUGGCGAAGACCCCACUGCCGGAGUCAGCCCUAAGUGGCCCACGCUGUGACUCACCAAACACCAAGUUCUGCUACUUCAACAACUAUUCCUUGUCUCAGCCUCGACACUUCUGCAAGACCUGCGCGCGAAACUGGACCCGCGGGGUGGGCGCCUCCGCCAAACGUCCCUGGUCGGCGGAGGCUGCGCGCCGCAAAACCAAGCGGGGCAGCUCCAGAACAACAGUCCUCGUCCAAGAACUCAUCUCAGCUGAGGCCGCCGCAGCCGCGCUGCCAGCUGCUCCACCGCCACGCAGCCGGAGCACCGAAAAUGUGGUGCAUGGUGUUCAGACCAUGGAGAUUGAAAUUGUUGAGUAA